GCCACCUCUUACCACCGUUACAAUAACUCUUUCUCUUCUUUCGUGCAUGAAGAAUAAGUGAAUAACCAUGGAUUCGGAAUCACAGAAGCGCUCUGCAUCGAGUUCUUCUUCUUCUUCUUUCUCCUCGUGCGCGUCGGAGGAUCGGCGCGUCGAGACAGAGGAGAUUGAAGCGGCGGAGACUCUGGCUGACCUGGCACAGUUGGCAAUGCUCGAGACUGACUCUGCCGGUAAAUGGUGCAGCAACGAAGCCAAACGAGACACCAGGCGAUUCACGCGCGAGUCACCGACUCCUGACUCGGAUCUCUCUCACUCUCCCCCUGCGCCUGGGGGCCAGGCUGUUACAGGUCAGCAUCAAGAUGAAAAAAUAUCUACAACUACAUCCGCAGAAACAGAAAGGAUUCAGAAGGAUGACUGCUCUAGACAUAUGAAGGGGGAGCAGGAUGCUGAUUUAUCUAAGACUACAAGUUACUCUUUGGUUCGUGGCAGCAAGUCAAGGCGUAAUUUAACUGAGGAAGAAAAAGAAGAACGGAGGAUACGCAGGGUAUUGGCCAAUAGAGAGUCAGCUAGGCAGACAAUUCGUCGUAGGCAGGCUCUGUGUGAGGAGUUAACCAGAAAAGCCACCACUUUAGUUCUGGAGAAUGAAAACCUGAAGAAGGAGAAGGAGUUGGCUUUGAAAGAGUAUCAAUCUUUGGAGACUACGAAUAAGCACCUAAAGGCACAAAUAGCCAAGUCAAUAUACACUGAAGUGGAGAAAACUCCCAAUGAGCAGGAGUCAUCUGUGGCUGAGGUAACACCUUUGUCUCGUAAUAGUCCAUGGUUUCUUUAUAACCAUUUCCCAGUUUCACAGUUAUUUUGGCCUUCCAUCCUUCAGUCUUCUAAUCCAAUUCAAUUACAACAUACAACAACAACCUCAGUUUUACCUCAAACUAGUUGGGGUGGGCCAGUUCAAUUACAACAUACACCAUUUAAUUCCAUUGUCAUUCCAUCAAAUGUUUAUGUUCCAUGUUCUUCUGAGUCUGAAUCUUUUCACAAGCAAAAUAACCUUACAAAUGAUAAUCGAACACAACAUCCAUUGUGCUUGUUUCCAUGUCCUUGGUUAUUCCCUCUUCCAGAAUUUGGAAAUGGAAAUUCACCAGCUUCCAGUGGCCCAAAAGAUAAACACGAUGAACUUCUUCUGGGUAAGCAAUGUAGUUCUAGUUCAUCUUUGAAUACAGUGGCAAAUAUGGAUUAUCAAGCAGUUCAACCUAUCAAACUUAAACCAGAAGUUUCUGGCUGGACAGAAGCUAGACCUAACAAUCCAAGAUUUCCUUUGAAUGGAGGUAAGCAGAAAAUAGGAUGUCACAUUAUAGACAGUUUCCAUGGACCCACACUUGUUUGUAAUGGUCAUGCUUCUGCUGUCGAGCAAGACCACAAGCUUCAAUUACAUUUUUCUCCCAACACUGAGGUAUCUUCACCAGCUUCUCAUAUUGAAAUUUCUUCAUUGGAGAAGAAACAAGAACAGUUCAUAUGCCCAGGUAAAAAUCUAGUGGAUGCAGUUGCUGCAGCAGAGGCAAGAAAGAGGAGAAAGGAACUAACAAAGAUAAAAAGCAUCCAUAACCGCCAGUCCCGGUUGCACUGUUGACUUCUUAACACACAUGGUUAAAAGUUCAGUAGUGAGUGGAAGUUCAUGCAUUACCAGCUUUUGCACCUACUAGCUCGAUGGAAAAGAAGAUUUUGGAGAUUGAGGAGAGUACACAUUAACUGUAUCCAUUGAAGGCUUUUGAAGGAAGAGAAGUUUAGUUCAAAUCAUGUAUAGCACACUUUAAAGGUUAAGUUUUUCUUCAAUCAUCUUGCUUGUUUCAUUUUUAUUUAUUUACUGCUACUGGGAUUUUUUUCUCUGGAAAACGAAAGAGAGAAGUUAGUUUCCUAAAGUGGUGAAGCUGACCAGAUUUUUUAUGGUACUUAUUAUGAUCUGGAUUCUUCAACUUUCAACUAUGUUUCAGAGCAGUUAAUCCUACAAAUUAUGUGCACAAUAAGUCGUAUGAGGAAGGAGGGAAGAGAGAUAUUUAAACCUUCGUUUUAUACUUGUUACAUCCUUAAAUCAAGAAUAAAGAUCCUCUUUCAGGGGAAG
This is a messenger RNA of Gastrolobium bilobum, 2110 nucleotides long. RefSeq names its product light-inducible protein CPRF2. Gene Ontology annotation, cellular component: nucleus. Gene Ontology annotation, molecular function: DNA-binding transcription factor activity; sequence-specific DNA binding. Gene Ontology annotation, biological process: regulation of DNA-templated transcription. NCBI's taxonomy places the organism in Eukaryota, Viridiplantae, Streptophyta, Magnoliopsida, Fabales, Fabaceae. The record is from RefSeq and is a predicted model, not a curated record. The coding region runs from base 68 to 1621 and encodes 517 amino acids. The transcript has 6 exons.